GAAUAUCCUCUAGUUUUCUUUGUCAUUUUCCUUGGUCAAAAGGUUUUUGUUUUCUAGGGAUUCCAGAUCUACCAGGUUAUUUCUUCAUGCUGUUGAGUAGCGUAUGAAAAGCUCUCCACUUCUGUAUGUGCAAUCCACAUGCCAGUUAUGAAGGACAGCUUUAAAAUUCACAGCUCUAACUAGGGAAUUGAGCUCUUACAGGCGUAGGAUUGCUAUGUAACAUAGGUCAGUACUUUUUAUGCACCACCAAACAGCAUGAAGUGAUCCAUGUCCAGAUCCCCAGUAUUAUGAAGCCCCCGCUGCGUAAACGUGCUGCCCCGACUCGGUAUGAACAACAGCAUCCUGCGGUUGUGCGAAUUGGUCCUCUUCGCCUCACAUGGACAUCCAAGGAAAAGAUUCAGCUGUUGAGGGGUCUCAAAGCCCAGCGGGCCAAUAAGAGCCCAGAUCCACCUGUUAGUGGGCGGAGUCAGGGAGAGGUUUCCUCUUAUAUCUCUUGGUUACGUGGCCGAGCUGCUCGAGAAGCUGUACAAACAGAAUAUGAGCGGUGGGUUCUAGAACGAAAAGCACAUUCUACUAAGCCCCCAGCACCUAUUGAGGUUUGGACCGAUCUAACAAGCAGAAUGGCAGACUCAACAGAGGACGCUCUUACUACAGCAUUUUCCCAGAUGCUAACCAUCGCAGCUACUGAACCUAUAGGUCUCCUUUACUCAGUCCCCCCACAAGCAACACUAGAAGGAUCUCCCACAAAAGACUCUGGAGGAGAUGGGAAGUCUGAUUCUCCAGAGUCAAAUUUACUGGAUAAGGGAUCGGCAAGGGAAAAGUCUUGUUCUUCUGGGGAAAAAACUGUUGCAGGGCCAGAACCGACAAUAUCAGAAUGUGGCAAUAACGAUCCGUGGAAACAGCUAGAUUUUGAAAAGAUUUACAAGUAUAUGUCAAAAGCGGCAAAAGGAGGACCUCUUCCAAAGUUAUCUCCAGAAGAGUCGGCUGUUCUCCUGCACCUACUCCACUCUCUACCAGACCAGUUGCAAAACUUGGACUGUAAUUCUCUUGGCACUUAUCUGUGUGAUAAAUAUGCUUCACUAAACGCACACCCUGAUCUAGAAGGAACAGAUACGUCUACAGACCAACCCAACGGAGGGUGGAAGGACUUGGGAUAUUGUCCUUUAAACCCUUUCCUGAUACCAUUGGAACUUUUGAGAUUGAAAGAGAGAGACUGACUCUUUUGGAAUACUGUUUCUUCCCUUUACCCAAUCUCGUCCCUUUACCCAGUAUGUGAAUCCUUCUCCAUGUUAAACUCUGGAAAUGAAUUUCUAUAAAUCUUUUGCUAUGACAAAGUCUCAGCUCUGCGGACUUCUACAGUUUCUCGCAUGCUUUUCAUACUUAAGUUUUGGCCUUUUCUGGGUAAUUACUGCACAUAAAAUAGCUUAUUUGGAAGAAAAUGGCAGAUUAGACAUAAGGUGAGAUGUAAAUAAAGAUGUGCCAAUUUUACCAUCUUUGACAAUUUUCAAAAGACACCAUCAGCUACUUUGACAAGACUCUUUGUUUAGUUUUGGUCACAAUAAAUAGAGAGAGCCUGUGAUACAGACUGUAUAAAGAAAUCUGAA
Pelobates fuscus (common spadefoot toad) is the source of this 1604-nucleotide messenger RNA. It is a transcript of the gene SNAPC2, whose product is annotated as small nuclear RNA activating complex polypeptide 2. The record is from RefSeq and is a predicted model, not a curated record. Bases 288 to 1217 code for a protein of 309 amino acids. Gene Ontology annotation, biological process: snRNA transcription. The transcript has 6 exons. Gene Ontology annotation, molecular function: RNA polymerase II general transcription initiation factor activity. Gene Ontology annotation, cellular component: nuclear body. NCBI's taxonomy places the organism in Eukaryota, Metazoa, Chordata, Amphibia, Anura, Pelobatidae.